This is a messenger RNA of Saimiri boliviensis boliviensis (Bolivian squirrel monkey), 8341 nucleotides long. Lineage: Eukaryota; Metazoa; Chordata; Mammalia; Primates; Cebidae. The record is from RefSeq and is a predicted model, not a curated record.
GGCCAUAAAAGGCCCGUCGCAUGUCUAGUUGCUUCACUGCUCUGACCGCGUCCUCCCCAGGCUGAGGUGUCCUCGGGUUUCAUGUGGAUUUGUCCAGUAAUGGAUGGCUUCACCGGGGCCAGGUUGGGGAAUUUCGGCCUCAAGGACACCAGGGGACGGAAAACUUCAAAAAGAAGACUCUUUUUAUUAAUAUUUUGGCGUUCUUUUUGGAGAGGAACUUUUGGGAUGUAGCCUUCACCUAUUUCCUAAAUUUGACAUCCAAAAAGGCUUUUGGAAAACACCAUUCUAAAUUUAUCCUGUUCUGAAUCAUCAUCGCUUCUGAUAGAUGCAAUUGUCUGUUGAUAUCGUGAUCUUUGAUUUUGUACGCUAUUUGGGCUAACUUUUGAGAUUGUACUUUGUGCUUAGAAUUUGAAAGUAGUAUUCAUUGGAAAGAGACUCCAAGAAAAUACUCGAAGACAUCCAAAGCUGGAUUCGAGGAUAUAACGUGUUUUUUUGUUGUUGUUGUGUUUUCUUAAUUAGAAAAAUAAGGAAUUGCAGUGUGAUUUUCUUUCCCCCUUUAACGUAGAGGAACGAAGAUUAUACAGAAAUUCAAAAUUUCAACAAGAAAAACUUAAGCUUCGUUGGAUUCCCACGUCAAAGAAAAGUUUCAAGCUUUCAGAAAGAGUUGUCACUCGAAGAUCAAGAACAGCUUCCUAACCACAAAAGAGGAAUUGAUGCUAAGCUUUCAGCUGCGCUUCCGAAAGUUGCAGAAUUAAGACAAAUCUUUGAACCAAAGAAAAAAGAAUUCUUAGAAAUGAAAAGAAAAGAAAGAAUUGCCAGGCGCCUGGAAGGAAUUGAAAAUGACACCCAGCCCAUCCUCUUGCAGAGCUGCACAGGGUUAGUAACUCACCGCCUGCUGGAGGAAGACACCCCUCGAUACAUGCGAGCCAGCGACCCUGCCAGCCCCCACAUCGGCCGAUCAAAUGAAGAGGAAGAAACUUCUGAUUCUCCUCUAGAAAAGCAAGCUCGAUCUAAAUACUGCACAGAAACCUCCGGCGUCCACAGUGACUCACCCUAUGGUUCCAGUACCAUGGACACCCACAGUCUGGAGUCCAAAGCGGAAAGAAUCGCAAGGUACAAAGCAGAAAGAAGACGACAGCUGGCAGAGAAAUACGGACUGACUCUGGAUCCCGAAGCCGACUCAGAGUAUGUAUCCCGCUAUCCCAAGUCCAGGAAGGAGCCUGAUGCUGUCGAGAAGCGGGGAGGAAAGAGUGAAAGACAGGAGGAGUCAAGCAGGGAUGUGAGUUCUCCAUACCCCGGGACAGAGACGAUGGGGCUCAGGACCUGUGCAGGUGAAUCCAAGGACUAUACCCUCCACGGGGGUGACAGCGCUUCCGACCAGGAGGUGCUGCUGAACAUAGAAAACCAAAGACAAGAUCAAGAGCUGAGUGCCACCCGGCAGGACCACGACCUGCCCCCAGCCGCCGAGAGUUCCUUGACCUUCUCUUUCUCUGGGCGAGAAUCCUCCUUCACGGAAGUGCCACGGUCUCCAAAGCACGCGCACAGCUCCUCCCUGCAGCAGGCAGCCUCCCGGAGCCCCUCCUUUGGUGACCCACAGCUACCCCCUGAGGCCCGAUCCAGUACAGGGAAACCCAAACAUGAGUGGUUUCUCCAGAAAGAUUCCGAAGGGGACACACCUUCACUUAUCAACUGGCCUUCCAGAGUUAAAGUUAGAGAAAAAUUGGUGAAAGAGGAAAGUGCUCGAAGCAGCCCUGAACUCGCCUCAGAGUCCGUAACUCAGAGGAGACACCGGCCCGCGCCCGUCCAUUGCCUGCCGUUUCAGUCCGAGCACUCGGCCUUUGAUAGGGUCCCCAGCAAGGCAGCAGGCUCUGCACGACAGCCAAUCGGUGGCUACGUGCAACCCGCAGAUCCCGGCCACACCGCCAAGCUGGUGAUGGCAGCACCCCUAGAACAUGUAUCUGAGUGCAGCUGGGUACCGUCAGCCACCCAGAAUGUCCCCAAACCUCCCACCUUGAAGGUUCUAGAAGGUGAGAGAAGAGAGAGCCCAGUUCUCCAUAUCUGUGAAUCAAAAGCAGAACAAGAAGAGGAAGGAGAAGAAAAAGCAGAAGAAGAAGAUGUGCUCUUCGCUGAAGCUCUCGAGCAAAGCAAGAAAACCCCACUGGCUUUGGAGGGUGAUGAGCUUGCGAGAAGCCUGGAAGAUCCCUCUGGAAUCGAGGAUUUUGGUGAGCCUGCUGUGAGCACGGUCACCUUAGAGCAUCAGAAGGAACUGGAAGGCAUGGCGCACCCACCUCAAGCUCAGCACCAGCCCGCUGAGAGGACAGGCAGGAGCGAGAUGGUUCUCUACGUUCAAAGUGAGCCCGUGUCCCAAGACGCCAAACCAUCCGGUCACAACAAGGAAGCCUUGACGAAAAAGCGUAAGGUCCGCACCCGCUCCCUGUCAGAUUUCACGGGCCCCCCUCAGCUCCAGGCCUGGAAGUGGAAGGACCCAGCUUCCAGGAGAGAGCCGGAGCUGCCCAGCCCCAAGGCUGAAGGGCCCUAUGGGGAGUUUGGCGUGCUGGACACAAAGGUCUCUGUCGCCCAGCUCCGAAGUAUGUUCCUGGCAUCUGCCAACGCCAGCAGGACACCUGAACUCAAAUCACGGGUGGAGAGGUCAGCCGAAGGACCUGGCUUGCCCACCAGUGUGGACCCGGAGAGAGGGUCCCGGAAACCAAGACGCUAUUUUUCUCCUGGUGAAAGUAGAAAAACUUCCGAGAGAUUUAGAACCCAACCUGUAACUUCAGCAGAACGAAAGGAAUCGGAUAGGUGCACUUCACAGUCAGAAACGCCAACUAUUGACGAUGAAGAAAAAGUAGAUGAACGAGCCAAGCUGAGCGUUGCCGCCAAGAGGCUGCUUUUCAGGGAGAUGGAAAAAUCUUUUGAUGAACAAAAUGUUCCAAAGCGACGCUCAAGAAAUGCGGCUGUGGAGCAGAGGCUCCGCCGUCUGCAGGACAGAUCCCUCACGCAGCCCAUCACCACGGAGGAGGUAGUCAUCGCGGCCACUGAACCUAUCCCUGCUUCGUGUUCUGAUCGCACCCACCCUGUAAUGGCGAGAAUUCCUAGCCCCACUGUAGCUAGGACUGCUGUGCAGCCUGCCAGAUUACAGGCCUCUGCUCACCAAAAGGCUUCAGCCAAAGACCAGACAAAUGAGGGCAAAGAGCUGGCUGAGCAGGGAGAACCUGAUUCCUCCACUCUAAGCUUAGCCGAGAAGUUGGCCUUGUUUAACAAAUUGUCCCAGCCAGUCUCAAAAGCGAUUUCUACCCGGAACAGAAUAGAUAUGAGACAGAGGAGAAUGAACUCUCGCUAUCAAACUCAGCCAGUCACGCUGGGAGAGGUGGCGCAGGUGCAGAGUGGAAAGCUUAUUCCUUUCUCACCUGCUGUGAACACAUCGGUGUCUACUGUAGCAUCCACGGUUGCCCCAAUGUAUGCCGGGGAUCUUCGCACAAAGCCACCUCUUGAUGACAAUGCAAGUGCUACUGACUAUAAGUUUUCAUCUUCGAUGGAAAAUUCAGACUCUCCAGUUAGAAGCAUUCUAAAAUCGCCAGCUUGGCAGCCCUUGGUAGAGAGUAGCGGGAACAAGGGAAUGUUGAGAGAAUAUGGAGAGACGGAAAGCAAGAGAGCUUCCACAGGGCGAGACAGCGGGAUGGAGAAGUAUGCGUCCUUUGAGGAAGAAGCAUCCUACCCCAUCCUGAACAGAGCCAGGGAAGGAGACAGCCAUAAGGAACCUCAAUAUGCCAUCCCCAGGAAAGGAAGCCUGGAAUGGGUGAAUCCUCCCAUCACUCACCUUGGGGAUGAACCAAAGGAAUUUUCCGUGGCUAAAACAAGUGCACAAGGAAACUUGGACUUGAGAGACAGGCCGCCCUUUGAAGAGAAGGUGGAGGUGGAGAAUGUUAUGAAAAGGAAGUUUUCACUGAGAGCGGCAGAGUUCGGGGAGCCGGCUUCCGAGCAGACGGGGGCAGCUGCGGGGACAACUGUGGCCCAGCCCGCGGCCCCCGCGUCCUGGAAGCCCCAGGAUUCUUCGGAGCAGCCACAGGAGAGGCUCUGCAAGAAUCCGUGUGCCAUGUUCGCUGCCGGAGAGAUCAAGACGCCGACGGGGGAGGGCCUUGCCGACUCACCCAGCAAAACCAUGUCUAUUAAAGAAAGAUUGGCACUGUUGAAGAAGAGCGGGGAGGAAGACUGGAGAAACAGACUCAGCAGGAGGCAGGAGGGCGGGAAGGCGCCGGCCAGCAGCCUGCACACCCAGGAAGCGGGGCGGUCCCUCAUCAAGAAGCGGGUCACAGAAAGUCGAGAGAGCCAAAUGACGAUUGAGGAGAGGAAGCAGCUCAUCACUGUGAGGGAGGAGGCCUGGAAGACGAGAGGCAGAGGAGCGGCCAACGACUCCACCCAGUUCACUGUGGCUGGCAGGAUGGUGAAGAAAGGUUUGGCGUCACCCACUGCCAUAACCCCAGUGGCCUCACCCAUUUGCAGUAAAACAAGAGGCACCACACCCGUUUCCAAACCCCUGGAAGAUAUCGAAGCCAGACCAGAUAUGCAGUUAGAAUCAGACCUGAAGUUGGACAGGCUGGAAACCUUUCUAAGAAGGCUGAAUAACAAAGUUGGCGGGAUGCAAGAAACGGUGCUCACCGUCACCGGCAAAUCUGUGAAGGAGGUGAUGAAGCCGGAUGAUGACGAAACCUUUGCCAAAUUUUACCGCAGCGUGGACUAUAAUGUGCCGAGAAGCCCUGUGGAGCUGGACGAGGACUUCGAUGUCAUUUUCGAUCCCUAUGCACCCAAAUUGACGUCUUCUGUGGCCGAGCACAAGCGGGCAGUCAGGCCCAAGCGCCGGGUUCAGGCCUCCAAAAACCCCCUGAAAAUGCUGGCGGCCAGAGAAGAUCUACUUCAGGAAUACACCGAGCAGAGACUAAACAUUGCCUUCAUGGAGUCAAAGCGGAUGAAAGUAGAAAAGACCCGUCCAGUGUCUUCCAACUCCACCUUCUCAGAAGUCACCCUGGCCGGUUUAGCCAGUAAAGAAAACUUCAGCAGCGUCAGCCUGCGGAGCGUGAACCUGACGGAACAGAACUCUAACAACAGCGCCGUGCCCUACAAGAGGCUGAUGCUCCUGCAGAUUAAAGGAAGAAGACACGUGCAAACCAGGCUGGUGGAGCCUCGGGCCUCAGCACUCAACAGCGGGGACUGCUUCCUCCUGCUCUCUCCCCACUGCUGCUUCCUGUGGGUAGGAGAGUUUGCAAACGUCAUAGAGAAGGCGAAGGCCUCAGAACUUGCAGCUUUAAUUCAGACAAAGAGGGAACUUGGUUGUAGAGCUACUUAUAUCCAAACCAUUGAAGAAGGAAUUAAUACACACACUCAUGCAGCCAAAGACUUCUGGAAGCUUCUGGGUGGCCAAACCAGUUACCAGUCUGCUGGAGACCCAAAAGAAGAUGAACUCUAUGAAGCAGCCAUAAUAGAAACGAACUGCAUUUACCGCCUCAUGGAUGACAAACUCGUGCCUGAUGACGACUACUGGGGGAAAAUUCCAAAGUGUUCCCUUCUGCAGCCCAAAGAGGUGCUGGUGUUUGAUUUUGGUAGUGAAGUUUACGUGUGGCACGGGAAAGAAGUCACGUUAGCACAACGAAAAAUAGCAUUUCAGCUGGCAAAGCACUUAUGGAAUGGAACGUUUGACUAUGAGAACUGUGACAUCAACCCACUGGAUCCUGGAGAAUGCAAUCCGCUCAUCCCCAGAAAAGGACAGGGGCGGCCCGAGUGGGCGAUAUUUGGGAGACUUACUGAACACAAUGAGACGAUUUUGUUCAAAGAGAAGUUUCUGGAUUGGACAGAACUGAAGCGACCGCAGGAGAAGAACCCCGGGGAGCCUGCCCAGCACAAGGAAGACCCCAGGGCCGAUGUCAAGCCGUAUGACGUGACGCGGAUGGUGUCCAUGCCCCAGACGACAGCGGGCACCAUCCUGGACGGGGUGAACGUCGGCCGCGGCUAUGGCCUGGUGGAAGGGCACGACAGGAGGCAGUUUGAGAUCACCAGUGUCUCUGUGGAUGUCUGGCACAUCCUGGAAUUCGACUACAGCAGGCUCCCCAAACAGAGCAUCGGGCAGUUCCACGAAGGGGACACCUAUGUGGUCAAGUGGAAGUUCAUGGUGAGCACGGCAGUGGGAAGUCGCCAGAAGGGAGAGCACUCGGUGAGGGCGGCCGGCAAAGAGAAGUGCGUCUACUUCUUCUGGCAAGGCCGGCACUCGACAGUGAGUGAGAAGGGCACAUCGGCGCUGAUGACGGUGGAGCUGGAUGAGGAAAGGGGGGCCCAGGUCCAGGUUCUCCAGGGAAAGGAGCCGCCCUGUUUCCUGCAGUGUUUCCAAGGGGGGAUGGUGGUGCACUCUGGGAGGCGGGAAGAGGAAGAAGAGAAUGUGCAAAGUGAGUGGCGGCUGUACUGCGUGCGUGGAGAGGUGCCCAUGGAAGGGAAUUUGCUGGAAGUGGCCUGUCACUGUAGCAGCCUGAGGUCCAGGACUUCCAUGGUGGUGCUCAACAUCAACAAGGCCCUCAUCUACCUGUGGCACGGAUGCAAAGCCCAGGCCCACACGAAGGAGGUUGGAAGGACCGCUGCAAACAAGAUCAAGGAACAAUGCCCCCUGGAAGCAGGACUGCAUAGUAGCAGCAAAGUGACCAUACACGAGUGUGACGAAGGCUCCGAGCCCCUGGGAUUCUGGGAUGCCUUAGGAAGGAGGGACAGGAAAGCCUAUGAUUGCAUGCUUCAAGAUCCUGGAAGUUUUAACUUCGCACCUCGCCUGUUCAUCCUCAGCAGCUCCUCUGGGGAUUUCGUAGCCACUGAGUUCGUGUACCCUGCCCGAGCCCCCUCUGUGGUCAGUUCCAUGCCCUUCCUGCAGGAAGAUCUGUACAGCGCACCCCAACCAGCACUUUUCCUUGUUGACAAUCACCACGAGGUGUACCUCUGGCAAGGCUGGUGGCCCAUCGAGAACAAGAUCCCUGGUUCUGCCCGCAUCCGCUGGGCCUCCGACCGGAAGAGCGCGAUGGAGACCGUACUCCAGUACUGCAAAGGAAAAAAUCUCAAGAAGCCGCCCCCCAAGUCUUACCUUAUCCAUGCUGGUCUGGAGCCUCUGACAUUCACCAAUAUGUUUCCCUGCUGGGAGCACAGAGAGGACAUUGCUGAAAUCACAGAGAUGGACACGGAAGUUUCCAAUCAGAUCACCCUUGUGGAAGACGUCUUAGCCAAGCUCUGUAAAACCAUUUACCCGCUGGCCGACCUCCUGGCCAGGCCGCUCCCGGAGGGGGUCGAUCCUCUGAAGCUUGAGAUCUAUCUCACCGAUGAAGACUUCGAGUUUGCACUAGACAUGACACGAGAUGAAUACCACGCUCUGCCCGCCUGGAAGCAGGUGAACCUGAAAAAAGCAAAAGGCCUGUUUUGAGUGGGGAGACGCGGAGGAGCCUCGAGGUCAUAUCCAAUACCUCCACCCCAGGGAAAUGGAUAUAGAGUUUUGGACUGGUGUUUUUCACAAAGUAGUUUUCAAUCAGUUUUCGGAACCUGACAUUGUUAAAGAUACUGCUUGUCCCAGAGUUGUGUAUUUUGUAAAUGUUCAAGUACACUGUUUGGAAACUUCUUUCCACCAUUCAGCAGGUUAUCAGAAUUAAUCAAAGUAUUGUUACGUGCACUUAAGCCGCAGCUGCUGUAGACAGCACUGCCUUGUUCCAGCUAGACAAUGCCUUUUUUUUUUUUUGAAGCAGUUCUCUUUAUAAAGUGUUAUUUUGAUAGUUUGUGGAUUCUAAAAUAUAUAUAUAUAUAUUUAUAUAAACACCAUAUAAGUCAAAUAUGUAUUUAGCAAAGCAAUACGUAUUCAUUCACUUUCUAGAUUUGUUUUGGUGUCAAAAUAAUAUGAAAAGGUAGUUGGAGUUGCUUCUGUGGAAUGAGCUCUGCCACCAAUACGUAUCUUCACACAUGUUUGGAAACAUUUCCUGCAGCGUUAGGUAUGACUUGUUCUGAGUACUGCUUCCGGUGCUAAAAUGAACAAAGAAUUUCUACAUAAUGGCCUGGACUCUGGAGAAUCUAUGCGAAUCAACCUUUCUACCUUAAUAUCUCCCCAAAAAUGUAUAGUGCCUUGUUUUUAUGUACAGUUUAUAUACAGAAAAGUUUGCUCUGCAUUUUUGAUGAUGGUUUGGAACAUUAUCUACAAUUUUCUUCUCAAAUAGUCAAAAUAAAAACAUCUCAAUUUCUAAUACCUGUUGUAAACAUUACACAUGUCAUUUUGUGAUACGGGACUCCCAAAUAAAAGCAUCAGAAUAAACACAACAAUUAACUGAUUGGUUCA